This is a messenger RNA of Colletotrichum abscissum, 360 nucleotides long. RefSeq lists its product as uncharacterized. NCBI's taxonomy places the organism in Eukaryota, Fungi, Ascomycota, Sordariomycetes, Glomerellales, Glomerellaceae. The transcript has a single exon. The record is from RefSeq and is a predicted model, not a curated record. Bases 1 to 360 code for a protein of 119 amino acids.
AUGCCUGCCUUAUUUUUCUUUCCUUUCUUUUCUUUCUUUUCCCACGUGCUGACACCUUACGAAACAAGGUUACAUCUAGACGACAUGGGCCAAGGGGGUGAUCCAAAGAGGGCCAGAGCUCGAUGGUGCACAAACGGCUCGCGGGAAACAAACGUGGUUGGCGAGGAACGGCACGGCAGUUGGGGGCGGCGGCGGGCUCCAAUAUCACUAGCGAAGCGAGCCCCGGGCGGGAAAAGCAGAUGUGGCUUGCGGAAGAUCGAAAGAAAAGAAGCCACUUGGGCUAGCGAUGGAUGCCAUCGUCCCAAGUCUGUGCAAGCCCGUGCUUCAUUAAAGGGUUUGGUGGUUCGUUUCUUCAAAUAG